Messenger RNA from Sphaerodactylus townsendi, 8688 nucleotides. It is a transcript of the gene KIF26B, whose product is annotated as kinesin family member 26B. Gene Ontology annotation, biological process: microtubule-based movement. The record is from RefSeq and is a predicted model, not a curated record. Gene Ontology annotation, molecular function: microtubule binding; ATP binding; microtubule motor activity. The coding region runs from base 62 to 6397 and encodes 2111 amino acids. NCBI's taxonomy places the organism in Eukaryota, Metazoa, Chordata, Lepidosauria, Squamata, Sphaerodactylidae. The transcript has 15 exons.
UGAAAAUUCCCUACUGGAUACAAAUUUACAGGAAAUUCUCCCUUGUGUCCAAGAGAUCAUCAUGAAUUCUGUGGCUGGGAAUAAAGAGAGAAUUGCAGUCACAACCCGAAACAGGAAAUAUGGGGUUAACGAUCCCUGCUCCCCCACCAAAGCCACGGCGGCGCCUUUCUCUCCGGAAAGCUGGUACAGGAAAGCUUACGAGGAAUCCCGGGCCGGCAGUCGCCCAGCCCCAGAAGGAGCCGGCUCCAUCCCGGGCUCGUCUGGCACCCCCUCUCCUGGCUCGGGUACCUCCUCGCCGGGUUCCUUCACCGGAUCCCCGGGCCCCGCUUCCCCGGGAAUCGGCACCAGCUCCCCUGGGUCGCUGGGGGGCUCGCCGGGGUUCGGCACCGGCUCGCCUGGCUCUGGCAGCGGCGGCGGCUCCUCCCCGAGUUCCGACCGCGGCGUCUGGUGCGAGAACUGCAACGCCCGCUUGGUGGAGCUAAAGAGGCAGGCGCUCAAGCUGCUGCUCCCCGGGCCCUUCAGCUGCAAGGACCCAGCAUUCUCUUCAGCAAUCCAUGACAAGCUACAAGUGCCUAAUACUACCCGGAAGGCUUGGAAUGAGAGGGACAAUCGGUGUGAUAUAUGUGCUACACACCUGAACCAGCUGAAACAGGAGGCUAUUCAAAUGGUGCUGACGCUUGAACAGGCAGCCAACAAUGAACAUUGUGAUGUUUCUCCUGGCUCCCCACCUCCCCUUCCCACUAUUCCAACUUUAGUGGGAUCCCGACAUAUGGGCAGCUUGCAACCCAGGGACUGGGCAUACAUGUCUGCUCCCUAUGCUACUUCCAAUUAUGCCAGCUUCCUGCCUAACAAACUCACCGGGAAACCUAACAACAUAGGGAUUGUUAAUGGGAUAGAGAAGAAAAAUGGUUCCUUGGGACACCAGACAAAGGUUAGUGUACAGAUGGCCACCAGUCCAAGCAAUGGUAACAUCCUGAAUUCUGUGGCUAUCCAGGCUCAUCAGUACCUAGAUGGCACCUGGUCUUUGUCAAGAACAAAUGGCGUUACACUGUAUCCUUAUCAAAUCUCCCAGUUGAUGACUGAGACUGGGCGAGAGGGUCUGACUGAAGCUGCACUGAACCACUACAAUGCAGAUAAACCCUCUUUGUGCAGCUUCUCUAGUUCUCAAAGCACCUGUGUUGCCAGUGAUACAUCAACAGGCACAUCAGUGGCAGCUUCCUUCUUUGCCAGAGCUGCUCAGAAACUGAACUUGUCUUCCAAAAAGAAGAAACACAGGCCAUCCACAUCUUCUGUGUCUGAGUCACCUCUGUUUGCUACCAAGUUCAGUACUAUUCUACAGACUUCACCUCCACCUGCUCCACCAUGUUUGCUGAGGGCAGUCAACAAAGUGAAAGACACUCCAGGACUGGGCAAGGUGAAAGUCAUGGUGCGCAUUUGUUCUACCCUGGCUAGAGACUCUUCUGAAUCCAGCUCUUUCUUGAAGGUUGAUCCUCGCAAGAAGCAGAUUACUCUAUAUGACCCAAUGUCUUGUGUAGGCCAGAACUCUUACCAAAAAAGGAGUGGUCAAGUUCCACCCAAGAUGUUUGCAUUUGAUGCAGUUUUCCCUCAAGAUGCCUCUCAGGCUGAAGUAUGUGCAGGAACAGUAGCUGAGGUGAUCCAGUCUGUGGUGAAUGGUGCGGAUGGAUGUGUAUUUUGCUUUGGGCAUGCCAAACUAGGGAAAUCCUACACUAUGAUUGGAAAGGAUGAUGCUAUGCAGAGCCUCGGCAUAAUCCCUUGUGCCAUCUCUUGGCUUUUCAAGUUGAUUAAUGAACGAAAAGAGAAGACAGGCGCUCGUUUCUCAGUCCGAAUCUCAGCAGUGGAAGUGUGGGGAAAAGAAGAAAAUUUGAGAGACUUGCUGUCAGAGGUAGCAACAGGCAGCUUACAAGAUGGCCAGUCUCCAGGCGUCUACCUUUGCGAGGACCCAAUUUGUGGCAUGCAGCUUCAGAAUCAAAGUGAACUCCGAGCCCCCACUGCAGAGAAAGCUGCCUUCUUCCUUGAUGCCGCUAUUGCCUCACGUCGAAGCAGCCAGCAAGAUUGCCAUGAGGAAGAUCAUAAGAAUUCCCACAUGCUCUUUACAUUGCACAUUUACCAAUAUCGAAUGGAGAAGAGCGGCAAAGGAGGAAUGUCUGGAGGCCGUAGCCGCUUGCACCUCAUUGACUUGGGCAGUUGUGUUAAACCCCUCAGCAAAAAUCGAGAAGGAGGUUCUGGACUCUGCCUUUCAUUGUCAGCGCUGGGAAAUGUUAUUCUUGCCCUUGUCAAUGGCAGCAAACACAUCCCAUACAAAGACAGCAAGCUGACCAUGUUGCUCCGAGAGUCCCUCGGGAACAUGAACUGCCGUACCACUAUGAUAGCUCACAUUUCAGCAGCUGCAGGGAAUUAUGCUGAAACACUUUCCACAAUCCAGAUUGCAUCCAGGGUCUUAAGAAUGAAGAAAAAGAAAACUAAGUACACAUCAAGUUCUUCUGGAGGAGAAAGUUCUUGUGAAGAAGGAAGAAUGCGAAGGCCAACCCAGCUGAGGCCUUUCCAUUCUCGAAAUGUGAUCGAUCCAGACUUCCCUAUUCUUCACUUGUCAAGUGAUCCAGAUUAUUCUUCUAGCAGUGAACAGUCAUGUGACACAGUGAUUUAUAUUGGGCCCAAUGGCACAGCCCUCUCUGACAAGGAGCUGACAGAUAAUGAAGGUCCCCCUGAUUUUGUCCCUAUAGUUCCUGUCCUUCAGAAAACCAAAAAUGAAGGCAGACUGGAGGAAAUGGGUGAAACAGCCCCUAGCACCUCUGAGAGAGACUGUUUAAAGUGCAAUACCUUUGCAGAGCUGCAGGAGAGGUUAGACUGCAUUGAUGGAAGUGAAGAGACAGACAAAUUUCCUUUUGAAGAACUUGCUGUUAGCUCAGACCAAAUGACUAAGUGUCCUUUGUCUAGCCAAGUGGCAGAGCACACACACAUGUCAGAGCUGGACAGGGAAGAUGGUAUCACAGAUUGUCAACAUCCUGAAAAAGAUGACAGGGAAAACCUCAAUGCAACAGCCAGCAAAAUUCAGGGAAGUCAUUCUCCUGUUAACACUGGAGUACUUCAUGAUACUUCUACUCCUUCCUCUCCUAGAAGUGUGACAGGCAGUCCUAGUAACCAAACUUUCUCUUCCCAACAAACAUACUGUACAGACCUGAAAAGCAGCCGAGAAAGUCUUAACACUUGUGGCUUUGUAGAAGGCAAGCCCAGGCCAAUGGGUUCACCACGGCUUGGCAUUGCAAGUCUUUCCAAGACAUCUGAGUACAAGCCACCAACCUCUCCUUCUCAGAGAUGCAAAGUUUAUACCCAGAAAGGGGUACUACCCAACCCUGCACCUCCACCAUCUUCACUAAGUAAGGACUCUGGCAUGGUCUCCAGUGAAUCUUUGAUGCAGACAGAGAUCCGUACUCCUCCAAUUGGAAUGAGCCCUCAGAUUAUAAAAAAGUCAGUGUCUGCCAGCAGUGGUGAUUUUGUAGAGUCAAUGGAUGAGGAAGAGCAGAAGCUACAGUCUCUUUCUCCCAAAUCAAAGAAAGAGAUUUUGAGCACUACCAUGGUCACAGUACAGCAGCCAUUAGAACUGAAUGGGGAGGAUGAGUUGGUAUUCACUCUAGUUGAAGAGCUGACCAUUAGUGGGGUUCUAGAAAAUGGGCGGCCAACGAGUAUCAUCAGUUUUAACAGUGAUUGCUCUGUGCAGGCAUUGGCCUCUGGAUCUAGGCCAGUUAGCAUUAUCAGCAGCAUUAGUGAAGAUCUAGAAUGCUAUGCCAGUACGGGCCCUGUGUCUGAGGUCAGCAUCACCCAGUUUCUGCCUCUUCCCAAAAUGGGACUGGAUGAGAAAGCUGAAGAGGCUGAAAUCAGGCGCUCGUCUAUUAGCUCAUGGCUAAGUGAAAUGAGCACUGGCAGUGAUGGAGACCAGUCCUGCCACAGUUUCAUAGCACAGGCAUGCUAUGGUCAUGGGGAAGCCAUGGCAGAAGCUCCUGAACCUGAGCUUGCAAGAACUGUACCGAACAGCAGCUUGGCCUGUGCAAACGAUAAGCAAAAGCCAGUGACUGAGAAUAAGUUUGUACUUCCAGAAGGGGUUGAGGAAUGUAUUAAUAAGAUGUCACCCAUUAAAGGCUGCAAAUUAUCGGCCCUGGGAAAGACUACAGUCACAGUUUCAAACACCACAAGCCUAAGCAGUUGUGAAGGCUUCAUUCCAAUGAAGACCAACAUCACCGUAUAUCCUUGCAUUGCCGUUAAUUCCUUUAAGGCUCAAGAAACUCAUGAGACUGUAUUGGUAGCGUCUUUGCCAACAAAAAGUCCACAUCCACAAGAGGUGAGAGAAUCGAUUAUAAGAAAAGAGAUAAAGUUUGAUGAUCCUUGGCUAAAGAGGGAGGACAGUGUAAAGAAAGAAAGCAAUGGUGCAAGUCCUGGGCCCAAGUCUGAAACUGUGCCUGAGCAGAAUAAGAAGCAGAAUGCAGAAGACAGGUUCAGUAGCAGCAGUGGAGAGAUCUCUAGCUCCCCAGGAUCUGAAACUCUGAAGAGGGUUGUAGAUGGCUGUGAAACAGGGCUACAGAAUUGUAUACUCCCCAGCCCAUUUCAUUCCACUGAGAACAUGAAGAACAGCAGCCUCACAUGGGGGUUCCAGAAGGGCAGCAAGCCAGAGGAACUGGACGAGGUUUCCUAUCAUUUUGUUGAAGAGAACAAGGCCAUGAGCUCUGCUAUUGCUUCUCAGUCUUCAAAAGCCAGCCUGGAACAAAGGAUUGCUUCCCCCAAGCACUGUAUUCUGACACGUCCUAAAGGAACACCGCCAUUGCCUCCUGUGAGAAAAUCUAGCUUGGAUCAGAAAAAUAGGGCCAGCCCUCAACAUAGCGGUUGCAGUAGUAGCGUCGGAAGUCCUUCCAACCAACCAGCAUCUUUUCUGCCUUGUUUUCCUGAUGAACUGAAUGGAAAACUGAAAGGUUCCAGUACAGAGAAUAGUACUAACAGCAGCAGUAAGCUAUUUAGUGCCAAACUGGAACAAUUGGCUAGCAGAACCAAUUCCCUGGGAAGGUCUAGUGGGAGCCACUAUGAGUGCCUAUCAUUGGAAAGGGCAGAGAGUCUGUCAUCUUUCAGCUCCAAGAUGAGUCCUGGGAAAGAUACCACAAUGCCCAGAGCUGGACGGAAUCUCAGUCGUAGUGUGAUGUCCUCACCAACAAACUCAGGCAUUUCUCAAUCUGCAGGUGCUUCACCAAAGGCCAGUCAGUCAAAGAUCUCUGCAGUGAGUAAGCUCCUUCUGGCCAGUCCGAAGGCCCGAAGCCUGGCUGCCUCAACCACCAAAACACUUAGCUUUUCUACCAAGUCCCUUCCUCAAUCUAUGGGGCAGAGUUCAAGUUUGCCUCCAAAUGGGAAGAGCAUGUCCUGGUCCACUCAGUCUCUCAGCAGGAGCAGGGGCUCUGGACUUUCUUCAAAACUGCCUCUCAGAGCUGUCAAUGGGAGGAUUUCAGAACUCCUGCAAGGAACCACAGGCACCAGAGGCUUGCAAUUACGCAGGAACUCAGAUACUGAUGAACGUGGUGGGACCCAUGGAGAUGAGAAGCCACCUGUUCCCCUGCUGCCUUCACCUUACAGCAAGAUCACUCCACCCAGGAAGCCUCACCGUUGUAGCAGUGGUCAUGGAAGUGACAACAGCAGUGUCCUGAGUGGGGAACUGCCCCCUGCCAUGGGGAAAACAGCCUUGUUCUACCACAGUGGAGGAAGCAGUGGAUAUGAAAGCAUGAUGAGGGACAGUGAAGCAACAGGGAGCGCUUCCUCUGCACAAGACUCUAUGAGCGAGAACAGCAGUUCUGUCAGCGGACGGUCCCGAAGUCUCAAAAAUCCAAAGAAGCGUCCAAAUUCAGGUUCUCAGAGACGGAGACUCAUCCCAGCUUUAUCACUUGACACAAUGUCCCCAGUAAGGAAACCUACUAGCCCAGCAGUACGCUGGGUAGAUGGAUCCUUAAGAAGUGCCCAGAGAGGAAUGGGAGAACCCUUUGAGAUCAAAGUCUAUGAGAUCGAUGAUGUGGAGCGGCUCCAGCGGCGGCGCUUGGGAGACAGCAAUGAGGUGAUUUGCUUUAACGCUAAGCUGAAAAUAUUAGAACACCGGCAGCAGAGAAUUGCAGAGGUCAAGGCCAAGUACGACUGGUUAAUGAGGGAGCUGGAAGUGACCAAACAGUACCUGAUGCUGGAUCCUAAUAAAUGGCUCAGUGAAUUUGAUCUGGAACAGGUAUUUGACUUGGAUUCCCUGGAGUACUUAGAAGCUCUUGAGUGUGUGACAGAGCGACUAGAGAAUCGGGUCAAUUACUGCAAGGCCCACCUCAUGAUGAUCACCUGCUUCGACAUCACGUCCAGGCGUCGGUGAAAAAUGAACCUCAAGAAUGUUCCAAACUACUGCCACCCCCUGUCUUCCUUCUGAAAAGCACCCCAAAGACACAGAAUGAGGAUGAAGGUUGGUGUAAUGUUUUGACUGCGUGUGUGAGAAGAGAUUUCCCCCCCUCAGUUAUUCUGAAAAAUGGUGCAUAAAUUGAAUAAGUGAAGCUGAAAGAAGCACUGAAAAAUGAGGAUGUGGAUUCUCCUAGCCUGAAAGAGCACUUUGAGAAAUCUUUAAGGACAUGUUUGUAUAUAGGACCUGCUGGCAGAAGUGACUUUCCCUUGCUACACUAACAGAGAGGAAGGAAGAUGUAGGACCACUGCUCAAAGCACCAUUAAAGUAAAAAUACACAGAAAGACUGUCUUAAGUGCCUUGCAAAUCUUUAUUAUCCAAACAAUUAUGUUCAUACUUUCUUGUGUACAGAUGGUGCUAGUCAAGAAAAAGUAAAUGACAGAAAAUCAAACACAUUUUGGAAGUGUAUUUACAGCCUGUUUUUUCUCUUGGUGUUUUAUCCUGUUUCUGACUUGCUGUUUCUAAGUAACUUGUGUUUGUAGAGAUAUUUCCUAACUGAUGCAGCUUAUAAAUAAAUGUUAAUUGUCUUUUAUUGUUAUCCCAGAGUAAGGCCACUCAAAGAGAAUAUUAAAGCUCCCAGAUUGACCCUAUAAUGUUUUACAGGAGUGGAGGAAGAGAUGUCCCCCACCCUUCAUACUAAAGAACAUGAACGUAGGUUUUCUGGCCAAAAUGACAGCAAUCUUCCUUGGAAUGCAACAGACAUGGAGAAUGGGCGUCUGCAUGUUUUCCUUUGCUUUUGUCAAAUAGUUAUAUUUGGGAUGCAUUUUUCUAAUGUUCAUCUGAAGUUCCUGUUGUUUCUUCAUGUAGACUCAGUCUUUAUUUUUUGUUUAAUUUUUGCCUUGCCCUAAAGAUGCCUGAAUUGUGUUUGAAGCCUCUGAUGAAAAACACAAUGUCAGCUGGUGAACACCUUCUUUUCAGGCCUCACUAUUACAAGGAAAUGUAUCCACUAAUUUUAUUGCAAGGUCUGUAAGCAGAAGAACUGCUUUGCUGAAUCAGACCUAAGUGUGUUAGAUCCAGCCUUUUAGCAGUUAAAUUGAUUUACAAGCAGGACUUGUAAAUGAUGGCUGUCCGCUGUUGCUGAUAUACCGGCAAUGUCUUUCCAUUAUCUUCUGUCAUCACAGUAUAGAAAGUGUUUCUGCACCAUAUCAGUUCCAUGAGGCAAAUGGACAGCAUGUGAUUCAGGAAGUAAAACUUGAGCUAGCAGUUUUGCUUUUCUUAACCUGUUGACCUUCCCUUUUACCCCUGACACUGCAGGGGCACAUCAUUAUUGUGUCAGAAACAUUUAUGGUAAAAGGAAACAAGUGGCCAUAUGUUGCCAGCUUUGUAUGGAGGACAGAGUACGUGGCCAUUUAUGGACCUGUGGUCUCCUUCUCAUUGAGUAUACAUACACCAUGUUCUCAGAUCAUAGAAUACUUUCAGUUUCUGAAACCUGUUCAGUUUUUCUCUCUUCACAAGGAAAAUAGAGAACACUGUGAUUUAAGCUUUCUCCUCCCUGCCUUCCCCUGUCCACACAAAAGCAAUUUUUCCCACUCUUUGUGCUACCAUUUCAAAAUAAUCAGAAUAACUUUUUUAAACACUGACGAUCUAUUGCUGGAUUGAUAAACCAUUGAAAUUAACAUGGAAUGUACAUGGUCCAGCAAGGUAAUGCUAGAACAAAGAUGGCACAUGGACACACGACGAGGCAGCAGGCAGCCUCCCCAAAUGGAGGGUGCACAAAAAGAAAACAGAAGCAACAGGCAGGCAAAAUGGUUGAUCGGCUUGGCUAGAGACACUUUGCAGAGAGAGGAUCUCUGUGUAAAAAAAAAAUGGGAAAAACCCACCGCAAAGCAAACCACUGUGGGAUAAGUAGUGCAUGCAUAAAUGACCUGUCAGUUGUUACUCUAUGGAAAUCAUUAAAAUGUUCUUCCGUGCAUAGAUAAUAAGAUGAGUGCACAGCAUCCCUUAUAGUCUUUCAUUUGUGGUGGACGGGCCAAUGCUACACCUUUUUUUCCUAAAUCAUAUGGUUUUUUGAGGGGUUUUUUUGUGUUAAACAUUUUUCAGCACCAUCCUCUGAAGAUAAAUGGUUUCAGAAAAGGAAUGAAAUAGCAUUCCUUUUUUCAAAGAAUUGUUUUCAAAAUGUACUUUUGAAACAAAUCAAAAACAUUGUUCUGAUUCAUCUCAGCAUGUAUUCUGUUCAAGUAAGGAAUAAACACAGGAUGCUCAUGAGAGGA